UACUUGGACGCCCGCUUCUUCCGCGGACAAGAGGCGGCCAACGCGGCUCCGCCCAAGACGUCCAGGAGGGAGCCGCCCCACGCGAUGAAGAUGGCGGCGCCGAACUCGAACCUGCGCCCGUCAAGCGUUGCGGUAUGAGGAAUUGAAACAUAUAUGCGGUGAGGUGAGAACCCCUGACCCGGACCCGGACCCUUUCUGCGAGGACCGCAAAAGUCCGCCGGUCGUGCAGUUCCGGCCGUUCCAGAUCAGAGUAACCUAACGGUGCCAACAACUGGUCUGGAUCCAGCCGGCGGCGCAGGCGCAGACAUCGAUGACGUCUCCAGGACGGGACCGGACGGGACGCAGAGGGAUGGAACGUAACAGAACCGCGACGGCCCGGGCUCCCGUUCGGCGCUGACUCGGCUCCGGGCGCCGAGGCCCGCCCGCCUUCCCCGUCCCCGCCCACGCUCGCUCUUUCACCUUUGGAGGCUGUUACCUUUCGGAGUCAUGCGGCCGUUUCUGCUCGCGAGGGGACCAAAGAGACUUGCGUCCCCGGUGCCGGACUGGUGCGUGCAGCUGGGCCUCGCCCUCCUCUUAAACCUGGCCUCCAGCCAAAAAGCGGAGCCCUCCAAGCACCCCGUGGUCACCACCAACUACGGCAAGCUCCGAGGGGUCAAGAAGGACCUGAACAACGAGAUCCUGGGCCCGGUGGAGCAGUACCUGGGCGUGCCCUACGCCACGGCGCCCAUCGGCGACCGCCGUUUUCAGCCGCCCGAAGCCCCGGGCUCGUGGCAGGAGAUCCGCAACGCCACCCAGUUUGCCCCCGUGUGCCCCCAAAACGUCCACGGGGUGCUCCCCGAGAUCAUGUUGCCCGUCUGGUUCACCGACAACCUGGACGUAGCGGCCGGGUACAUCCAGAACCAGAGCGAGGACUGCCUCUAUCUCAACGUCUACGUGCCCACGGAGGAUGGUCCGCUCUCAAAAAAACACGAUGAAUCUGCAGCCAACAAGCCUCGAGACGAAGACAUUCGCGACCGCAGGAAGAAGCCGGUGAUGUUGUUCAUCCACGGAGGCUCGUACAUGGAAGGCACCGGAAACAUGUUUGACGCCAGCGUCCUCGCCGCCUACGGCAACGUCAUCGUGGUGACUGUCAACUACCGUCUCGGCGUGCUGGGUUUUCUCAGCACCGGUGACCAAUCGGCCAAGGGGAACUACGGCCUCCUGGACCAGAUUCAAGCGCUGCGCUGGCUCAACGAGAACAUCGGUCACUUCGGCGGAGACCCAGAGAGGAUCACCAUCUUUGGAUCGGGAGCCGGGGCGUCCUGCGUCAACCUCCUCAUCCUCUCCCACCACUCGGAGGGGCUCUUCCACAGGGCCGUCGCCCAAAGCGGAACGGCCAUCUCCAGCUGGUCUGUCAACUACCAGCCGCUCAAGUACACCAAAAUCCUGGCCCGCAAGGUGGGCUGCACCUACGCCGAGACCGCUGACCUGGUGGACUGCCUGAGACGCAAGAACUUCAGGGAGCUGGUGGACCAGGACAUCCAGCCGGCUCGCUACCACAUCGCCUUCGGCCCCGUGGUGGACGGAGACGUGGUGCCCGACGAUCCCGAGAUUCUCAUGCAGCAGGGGGAGUUCCUCAACUACGACAUGCUGAUUGGUGUCAAUCAAGGGGAGGGGCUGAAGUUUGUCGACGACAGCGAGGACAACGACGGCAUCUCUGCUGCGGCGUUUGACUACACCAUCUCCAACUUUGUCGACAACCUCUACGGAUAUCCCGAGGGCAAAGACAUCCUGAGGGAGACCAUCAAGUUUAUGUACACGGACUGGGCAGACCGAGACAACGGCGACAUGCGGCGCAAGACCUUGCUCGCUCUGUUUACAGACCACCAGUGGGUGGCGCCGGCGGUGGCCACCGCCAAGCUCCACGCCGAGUUCCAGUCGCCCGUUUACUUUUACACCUUCUACCACCACUGCCAGACGGAGACGCGGCCCGAGUGGGCCGACGCCGCCCACGGAGAUGAGAUACCGUACGUUUUCGGGGUGCCCAUGAUCGGCGCCACGGACUUGUUCCCGUGCAACUUCUCCAAGAACGACGUGAUGCUCAGCGCUGUCGUCAUGACCUACUGGACCAACUUCGCCAAGACCGGGGAUCCCAACUUACCGGUACCCCAGGACACCAAAUUCAUCCACACCAAGCCCAACCGUUUUGAAGAAGUCAUCUGGACCAAGUUCAACUCCAAGGACAAGCAGUACCUCCACAUUGGCUUGAAACCUCGGGUCAGAGACAACUACAGAGCCAACAAGGUGGCCUUCUGGUUGGAGCUGGUCCCCCAUCUGCACAACCUAAACGACAGGUUGAUUUCGAGCACCACUCGCUCACCCCCCGGUCCGGGUCCCGGCACUCCCAGAACCAGAACCGCAGGCCCUCGCAUCACCCACGACCCCACCUUCUCCUACUACCCGGACCCCGACGGGUCCGAGCGUCCGCCGCCGGUCCUUUUCCCCGGCGACACCCGCGACUACUCCACGGAGCUGAGCGUGACGGUCGCCGUGGGGGCGUCCCUGCUCUUCCUCAACGUCCUGGCCUUCGCCGCCCUCUACUACAAGCGCGACAAGAGGCACGAGCUGCGCCGCCGCCGGCUGUCUCCUCAGCGGGGGGGCCCGGCCAACGACCUGCCUCACAGCCAAGAGGAGGAGAUCAUGUCCCUGCAGAUGAAGCAUUCCGAGCACGACGCUCACCACGACAUGGAGCCCCUGCGGCCCCACGACAUCCUGCGGCCCGCCUGCCCCCCCGACUACACGCUGGCGCUGCGCCGAGCCCCGGACGACGUGCCUCUGAUGACGCCCAACACCAUCACCAUGAUCCCCAGCACCAUCGCGAGCAUGCAGCCCCUCCACGCCUUCAAUACCUUCCCCGGCGCGGGCCCCAACAACACUCUGCCCCACCCCCACUCCACCACCAGGGUAUAGUAGAGUCGUUCGGUCGGGUCGGGGCUGAGCCGCCCGGGGACCGGGAAGACCGGCUGGCGCUCCGGUCCGACCGCGCGCGGGUCGCUGACUCUGGCGUUUUCCGCCAAGGACGACUCCGACUCCGGCGCUUCCGGUUUGCGCGUUCGGGCGGGGCGGG
This is a messenger RNA of Syngnathoides biaculeatus (alligator pipefish), 3106 nucleotides long. It is a transcript of the gene nlgn2a, whose product is annotated as neuroligin 2a. The coding region runs from base 487 to 2949 and encodes 820 amino acids. Gene Ontology annotation, cellular component: synapse; cell surface; postsynaptic specialization membrane. Lineage: Eukaryota; Metazoa; Chordata; Actinopteri; Syngnathiformes; Syngnathidae. The transcript is spliced from 10 exons. Gene Ontology annotation, biological process: synaptic vesicle endocytosis; neuron cell-cell adhesion; presynaptic membrane assembly. Gene Ontology annotation, molecular function: neurexin family protein binding; signaling receptor activity. The record is from RefSeq and is a predicted model, not a curated record.